AUGUUUUCAGAACGUUGGGCUCAACCAGGAUCUCGCAAACUCUCGCUCGGAGUCGCUCCUCAAGCCCUUUCCCGGAUCGAGGCCACUUCGACACCGUCCCUCGACGUUCCGCAAAAGGUGAGAUCAUGAGUCAGCGAGAGCAGAAGCGGGGGCCGAAUGUAUUGACGCCACGUUUGUAAAUAUAAACGGAGGGAAUGGGAAUAGAAAAGGGCCUGCUGCCGGCAGAAAACGGUCUGUGCUCACAGAAAUCCAACUGACUAUGCAGCGAAAUAUGAAUAAGAAAGUAAGUGCGUUUUUAGAAUAAGUUGGUAAAUACUCGCAAAAACACAAUCCUGAUCUCGAACCAUUUCAGCCUGCGAACCGUCGGUUCUCCCUCGCCGCAACCUUCCUCGACGCGACCAAGUCGAAUCGAAAAUCGUCACUUUUUGUCGGUUGGUUCAUAUAAAAAUGGGUGAUUCGCCGUCAUUUUCUUCGUCGCAAAUCAUGAUGAGAAAGGAAACGUAGAUAAAAUCUGAAAGUUUGGAAUUCUGAACGAAAAAAAAGGAAAGAAGAGUGGGCCUUUUCCUUCUAUUCCCUCCAUUUUAGAACAGAAACGCUCGCCAGCACGCAAUCAGCAACAUUUCUUCCGAGAAAUUCUUGCUCAAAGGAACGGAAUUCUUCUUCCGCCAGCCACGUCGUCUGCCACCCCAAACACUGUUAUCACUCUUCUUUUAUGACUCUUUUCUAUGCGUGUCUCCUGCCUGCUAUAAUCACUCUUAUCGUCACCUCACAUUUUCCGUCUUUCCAUAUUUGGAUUUAGUCAUGCCGACCACUAAACUACGGCACACCGUCUCAAUGAAAUUCAUGACAAAGCCACAAAAGCCGGUUUCUCUCUCACGAUCAAUGGCUGCUCUCGCGCUGGAAACACAGCCAACGUGGCGAAGAGACAUGAGUAUUGACGAAGAAAAUGGUGGCACGAAAUCAGAAUAUUCUGGAGGGUUUCAUUAAAUUGAACGUUUAAUUUCAGAAAAGGAUUACCUCGAUCAUCGUCCCCGCGGUGCCGCCGAAUCCGACUUCGAACGGCCGUUGUUUGGUGAGAGAAACGAGCCGAAAGGAGGACGAACAAACCGAAGCGAUUCGAUAAAACCGGCGAGAAGCCGGCGAAUGGGGAGAGCGAUGCGAGUGGUCGUGGUCGGAGGGAAAAAGGUCGGAAAGACCGCCAUUCUCAGACAAGUCGCCUGCGUGGAGGACAUCACUAACAAGGUACUUUUCAGUCUCAUUUCAGUUUCAAGCGGGCAACUUUCAUUUCAGCCAUACGAACCAACUAUUGAGGACACCUACCAAGUGCUCCUGGAGGAGCCGGAUAAAGCGAGAGAGAUUCUGAUUUUACACGACACGGCAGGAGUCUCGAACUUCGGACCGGUUGAACUGAAAAAAGCAUACGUGCAGGCAGCCGACGCAUUCGUUCUCGUCUAUUCGUCGGCCGAUUACGAGUCGUUCAAUCGAGUGGAUUUGCUCAAAAAAUGGAUAGAUCGACAGUUCGGAAAGGAUAAGAAAGAGGUAAGAGCGGACGGGGCGGAGCGAAAGAGCCGUUCAUCAGUUGCAGGUUCCGAUCGUCGUUCUGGCGAAUAUGCGCGAUCGGCCGGCGACUGUGGACAGUGCAUUCGCGCACAGUUGGGCGGCCCGCGAGAAGGUGAAGCUGUUCGAGGUGACCGCGAAGGACAGACAGAGCCUCGUCGAUUUCAUUCAUUACGUCGGACAUCGGCAUUUCCAUCCAACCAGUCAGUUUUUCCCGAAAAGUUUAAUAUAAUUUGGAAAGAAAUUUGCAGAAGAAUCAAAGUUUUCGCUCUCGAAGAAACUCAAAUCGGAGAAAUCUUCGAAUCCGGCCAUUUUGAUGGAUUUCUAA
Messenger RNA from Caenorhabditis sp. 36 PRJEB53466, 1885 nucleotides. The record is from the annotation of a GenBank genome assembly. NCBI's taxonomy places the organism in Eukaryota, Metazoa, Nematoda, Chromadorea, Rhabditida, Rhabditidae.